AUGGGAACAGAAGUGCACAGUAAAAGCUACUUGCCAGGAUAUUACUCCAUGAGGGACCUUAAUGAGGAUGCUAACAGUAGUAGCUGGCCCCUAUACUAUGGAGAUAAAACCUUGACAAAUGGGCAGUAUUACCACGGGUUUAUGCCAAGGACUGUCACAGAUGCACACCCAGGGCAUGAUAGGGAUGCAGUAAAGCAGAAAAUGCUUGAACAUGAAGCUAUAUUCAAGAAUCAGGUCUUUGAACUCCACCGCCUAUACAGAAUUCAAAGGGACAUGAUGGAAGAAGUAAAAAAGAAGGAGCAUCAUACACAUCGGAUAUCAAACGAGACAUCAUCAGGAUCAAGCCUCAUAGCAUCUCAGAUGCCAUUUGAAGAUGCUUGGAAAUGGCAUAUCCCCAGCUUCCCCCUGGCCAACUCUGGUUAUGCUAAACCCUAUAUGUUGGGUGCCAAUAUCUUUAAUUCUCCCUUGGGUUGUACAAAAGGGAACAGCACACAAUCUGGGCGAGGUCUCUCCCAAAAUGGCUGUACCUCAAAGGAUUGUGAAGUGAUGGAGUCUAGACCCUCAAAGGUUAGGAAAAAGUUGUUUGAUCUUCAACUCCCAGCUGAUGAGUACAUUGAUACUGAAGAAGGGGAACAGAUCCAGGAGAAUAAGAUAUCUGAUAUUUCAAGUCAUCCUCUUGAUAAAAAUCAUGAAGCUGCGUGUAGGAAUAAUGUAAAGUUGUUUCUUGGUGGUGGUGGGAGGACAAAUUACCAAGUCGAUGCUUCAACUUCUGUUUCAUAUUUGGGGAGCUCUAUUGGGUUGGCCGAUCUGAAUGAGCCCAUUCAGGCCGAAGUAGUAACAGGUCAAACAUCUGUUGAUUUUUGUGUCCGUUCUGCUUGUCAUGGACAGAUUAGAGGCCCGGAUCUGUCUGGAAAUUGCAAAUCAGAGUUUCUAGGCUUGCCCAAAGAACUGAUGAGGAACUCCGAUCAUGGAAGCAAUAAUGGGACUUUGAACAAUCCAUCUGUUAAGAAUAAAAGCAAUGGGAGUGGGUGGUCCUCGAAUAUAUAUGAAUCAGGGAAGAAUAAAAGCAGUCUGACUUCUAUUCCUCAAGGUCUCCAACAAGAAAAGUUGCCUAUGGCAACCCAUCCGAUGCAAGUAGUGCUUGACAAAGCUCAUCAACUUCCUGGUGUUUUUCCAAAUGAUCACAGCAGGGAAGAUCUGUGGAGAGAUAGAACAGGUCAUGGUUUAGAUAUCUUCGAUAGAAAUCACACUGUGGCUUCCCAUACACCAAAUCCGUACCCAUUUUUGAAUUCUGCAGAUGUUGUGAAUUCUCAGCCUCACUCUGCCUCAAUUUGGGGAAAGCCAAUCAGUAGCUUGACACAGAAAUUGGCAUCAGUUCAUACCCACCCAUCUUUGAACUCAUCCUCAACCUUAAGUAGGAGUUUUCAAUCAUCGAGUCAUGACAUCUGUGGAGAGAAGUGGCAUGUCAAUGGCAGUUAUAGAUCAAACCAAGGCCUGCGAAGCGAUCUACAAGCCCGAAAUGGGUUUUACCAUGGUUCCUUGUCAGGGUAUAAGGAACUGUCAGUUUGCUCUCCCUCAGUUCGAAUAGAUUAUCAGAAUUGCAACAGGGACGAUAACCUAACAUCCGGACGCACACUAGAUCAUGGAUCUGAGAAGUUUUUCAAUGGCUCACAUCUCGUGGACAUAAAGUCUGCAAGAGAUAUGAAAUUAAAUGUGGCCCUUUCAAAAAGUCCUUCUAAUGAGGCAGUUUCCCAGCAAGAUCUUGAGAUGGUGGAUGAAAAGCAGCAGUGUGGAGACCAUCUGGCAGCGUUGCCUUGGCUUAGAGCUAAGGCAACCUGUAAGGAUGUCACCAAUUCAAGGAGAGAUUUGAGGGCAGAAAACUUGGGCUUCUCGUGCAGAAGUGAAGCCGUGAGAGAUCUCAAUCGAAUUUUCCCUGAGGAUGUAGUUUCGGUCAUAAGUGAUCAUGGUAUUGAGGCCAAAAAGGAGACAAGUGACUCUUUGAGUAAUAGAAAAAUUCUUGGGUUUCCCAUUUUUCAAUAUCCUUGUGCUUCUAAAAAUGAGUCAUUAUCCCUAGUCUCCACCUCUGCCUCCCUUCGUUGCCCUUCUGAAGGUGGACCUGUGAAUAAUCAGGAGAAAAAUAGACUCAUUGACAUUAACUUAGCUUGUGAUCCUUCUCUUCCAGAGUCUGGCAAACAGUUUGCUGCAGGAGCAGUGGUUGUGGAGAAGGCAAUGGAUACAACAAAUACCUGUUUUAGAAGUCACAUUGAUUUGAACUCCUGUAUGAACGGGGAUGAAAUUUUUGUAGCACCAUCUGUUGCAAGAUCCAAUGCAAUUGAGAAAAUCACAGUGGAGAUAGAUCUGGAAGCCCCUGCUGUUCCAGAAACUGAGGAAGAUAUUCUGCCUGUAGAAGAGCAGAAGCAGCAUCAGGCACCUUUGCAAUCAUCAGAAUAUAAAGCUGGGCAACCACAGGAGGAGCUUGUCAGGAUUGCAGCUGAAGCAAUAGUUUCCAUCUCAUCAUUGGGUCAGCACGAUCAUAAGGAGGAUAUCACUUGCUACCCAUCUGAAGCUUCUUUGGCCGAAUCCCUCCUUUGGUUUGUUGAGGUAGUUUCUUGUGCGGAUGAUCUUGAGCUUAAGUCUGGCAAAAAAAUGACGGGCAGUGAUGGUGGAGACGUUGAGGAUUCUUCCUCUGAUGAGAUUGAUUAUUUUGAGGCCAUGACUUUGCAACUGACAGAGACCAAAGAAGAAGACUACAUGCCUAAGCCUUUCGUUCCUGAAAUUCAAAAGGUGGAAGAAACAGGGGCCACUUCAUUACGAAAUCGACAACGAAAGGGCCAGACAAGGAGGGGGAGGCAGCGGAGGGACUUUCAGCGGGACAUCCUUCCGGGCCUUGUUUCUUUGUCCAGGCAUGAGGUAACAGAAGAUAUUCAGAUAUUUGGAGGACUGAUGAGAGCUACAGGUCAUUAUUGGAAUUCAGGAUUGACCAGAAGAAAUGGCACUAGAAAUGGGGCUGCUAGGGGAAGGCGGCGAUCACUGGUUGACACUGCCCCUUCUGUGGUGACAAGCCCAGUUUGCACUCCCCUAAUGCAGCAUCUUAAUAAUAUUGGAGCAGGAUUGGAGGAUAGAAGCCUUACAGGGUGGGGGAAGACAACGAGACGUCCCCGCCGGCAAAGAUGCCCUGCAGGUAAUCCUCCUUCUGUCCCUUUAACCUAAUUGCUGAAGAGGUUUUCAUCUAUAAAAACAGAAUUUUUAUAGAGGGAAGUGAGGAAACUAGGGAGUUGCUUUUAUGGAUUUUGGGAGUGAAGUUGUUAGCCAUGGGGUUUGCCUUUGUACAUGUCUUUGUAGCCCAUAAUUUGGGCUCCCCCCGUGAUUAUCUGUCUUAUCUUUACCAUCCUUGUAUUAGUCGGAAAUAAUGUUUCAUGAUUUCUUCUGGAUGUAUACAUCAUUCCUUUGACUGUGUCACGACCACUACGUGUG
Molecule: messenger RNA, 3474 nt
Organism: Ilex paraguariensis (yerba mate)
Lineage: Eukaryota; Viridiplantae; Streptophyta; Magnoliopsida; Aquifoliales; Aquifoliaceae
Source: the annotation of a GenBank genome assembly